Molecule: messenger RNA, 5361 nt
Organism: Acromyrmex echinatior (Panamanian leafcutter ant)
Lineage: Eukaryota; Metazoa; Arthropoda; Insecta; Hymenoptera; Formicidae
Biological process (GO): protein dephosphorylation; negative regulation of protein kinase activity
Molecular function (GO): cation binding; protein serine/threonine phosphatase activity
Source: RefSeq, a predicted model, not a curated record
UAUAUAAAUAUUGCGUAGAUCGGAUCGCGUGGUUGGCGUGUCUUAACUCGGAGUAAGUCGGAGUCGGUGCGAUCGGUGUCGAGGAGUAUAAUCGAACCCGCAUUAUUCCGUACGUUACGAGUUCGGCGCGUCGCGUCGAACGUGAAGCGUAGCGCGCGUGCGGCGGCGCGCACUACAAGCGGAGCGGAACGAGACACGUUAUAGCGGGCCGGGGCGCAUCGAGAGCUAGAAGCAAAGCGGAGCGGUGCCGGAGCAAAGCGUGCGUUGCCGUGGCGUGGCGUGGCGUAGCGUCGCGCGUCGCUUCUUCGCGGCACGUGCGUGUUUAUACGAGCGUCUAACGAAGCGACAAUGGCCGCGGACUGCGUGGCGGACGGCGAUUACCUCGGCGAGUAUUCGCGAUUCUUUGCCGAAUUCGUCGCCAGGGUGAACCCGGACGAUCAGCUGCCGGUGAAGGUGAGCGUUUACGACGUCAACGAGAACGAGCUCGUCGGUGAGAUCAUCAGCGUGACUCUACAGUACCUCAAUCGAAUAUACUGUCCACCAAGCUUACAGUCCUAUAUCUCACGUCUCGUAAUACAAGCGAUCAAAUCAACAUGCAAGAAACAGCCGGAAAUCUGCGGACUAAGGCAACAAGAAAAGACGUACGCGCCUUUGAAACUCAUGCAAGCCGUGACAAACGAAGUAAACGAGAUCUGCAGGCGGUAUUUAGAUAACAGCAGGCUAGCCCUCUUGCCACCGCCUUCAUCGACGCCGCAAGUGACAGUGGGUGCUAUCAGAAAUGCCAGAAGAAAAAUGGAAGACCGCCACAUGAUCUUGCAUGAUUUAAAUACCAUGUUUAAUAUUCAGGAUGACACUAUCGUGGAUUACUACGCUGUAUUCGAUGGCCACGGUGGACAAGACGCCGCGGCAUAUUGCGCAACACAUUUGCAUCAAUAUUUGGUCGAGAGUGUGCACUAUCCUACAGAUCCGGAACGUGCGUUGCGCGAUGCCUUCCUGACGACUGAUGCACAAUUCAUAGCGAAGUCGAGUACGCAGAAAUUAAAUGGUGGAACCACCGCGGUUUGCGCGUUGCUGAUAAAUAAAAAAUUGUACAUUGCUUGGGUUGGUGACUCCAUGGCUUCGCUGGUUACAUACGGCAACGUGAAACAAUUGGUCAAUCCUCAUCGACCAACGAGAGAAGAUGAGAGCGAACGGAUUCGCAAUCUGGGAGGAGUCGUCGUCCAUUGUAUGGGUAUAAUGCGAGUAAACGGAUUCCUCAGCAUAUCCCGAGCCAUUGGUGAUGUUCCGUAUAAACCGUACAUCAGCGGCGAGCCCGAGGUUCGAUGCGUACCUCUGGACGGCACCGAGGAUUUUCUCAUAAUCGCCUGUGACGGAUUGUGGGACUACGUCGAUCAGAGAACCGCGGCGCUCCGUGUCUACCGGCAGGUGCUGCAAAAUCCCUACGACCUGAAACACGUACAUCAGGCUUUGCUGCAGAGUGCUAAGCGUGCGGGUUCCUUGGAUAAUAUCACGGUAAUCGUGGUGUUCCUGACGCCGCCGAUCGAGAUCGCUUCGCGCUCGAAUCCGCUUCUGACGUAUCAAGCACCGAAUGGUCUAUUACUAAACAACAUGGAUCCGAAUAAUCCGAUCCCGUCGAAUCAUGAUGAAUUCGAUGUAAAACCGGCCUACAUCAAACAGCUGAUCGACGACGACAUGGAUCGCCCCGAUUUCGAUUUACUUUUGAAAAAUUCCGUGUGCGGUAUGACCAGGAACGGCAAGCACCGGAACGACGACGAUGCUGAAUAUGAUUAUACGGACAUAGGUCCGGAGACUGAUGUGGACGCCGGCGAGGAUGUGCAUGACAACAAUUACCCGGCCCUCGCCACAUCGUCGUCGCUCGAUCCUACCCCCGAGAGCGAGAAACCGUCGAUAGAAAUUGAGAAGUACAACAACGACGACGACGACAAGAACGACAACAACGAUUAUUCUAACCGCGAUAACGCGAACGUCUGCCCGGUGGAUUCGGUAGUAAACGAUGAUGAUCUAGACAAUCGUGUCCGACCGAAUGAUAAAGACGUUCGCGGUGCGGACGACGAAACGCUGCGCGACCACGGUGACGACGACCACGACGUCGCGCGUAUCGAGACCGCUGGCAUGCAUACUGUCGUGGACGAUGACGAGUCGCCACCCUCGCCGCGAGCUGCUAAACCUCUUCAGCAUGCACUGAUCGUAGCGGAUAAUGUAGCGGACAGCGAAGAUUCCGAGGACGAGUGGGAUUAUUAUCGUGCCGAUCCGAACAAGCAGGAAUCUGCAGUGACAGCUGUUACGGCAGACGAAUCCCGCAAAGACAUUGAGGAGCAAAGUGUACAGGAGACCGAGUCUGUCGCGGAAGCUAGCUUGGAAGUUCAGUCUUCGGGAGCAGAAGACGAUAUUAAAUGCGAAGACUCAUCGAAACUUCUCGAGCCCAAUUUUGAGAUCGACAUCGAUAUAAACGACGAAAAAGAGUUGAUCGAAUUGACUCCAAUUUAUCCAGGUAUUCUAGAGGAAGAAAAGAACAAUAUGGAUUUCCAAUUGAAUCCGGAGGCAGCAGAAUUCGUGCCGUUAUCACCACCGUUAGUAUGCAACAGAAGCAACACACGCUUGCGGGAUUUUGCCAUUAGUGGCUCUCCUCUGAAAACAACACAGACGAUGGAUGAUAUUCGUGUACCGAGCCAGAGUGAAUUCGACAAGGAAGUCUGUUGUCGACCAAAGGAGAUAGGCGAGGAAUCGCACGACGAAAAUGCAGAGCUACAGAAUAAUAGUUCACAGAGUUUGGACAUAUCCGAGAUUUCGUCGACCAAAGCCGAAAUCGGUGAUGACGAAUCCAUGAUGCAUGUAAUGUCUACCUCACAGUGGCAGACGGAUAUCUCUUCUCAGUGGAACGAAAAGGCGCAUGACGAUGCGGGUUCUGAUUUAGAAGAUGGCGGUGUCGUCACCAAGGACGAUCCUAUGGCUGUAUCGUUAACUCCAGCUAGCUUCAAAGCGUUCGAAUUGAAAGUUGAUUUGAAUGCCUUACACAUAUUGGACGAUAGUUCAGAUGGUGCUGAACAAGCGAGCACACCACCGCGUUCACCCGAGCCGUCUAUGAAGAUUACAUACGACGAGGAUCGUCCGAACACACCUUCUUUGGAGGACAAGAAUUCGAUCGAUGUCUUAUGUACAUCAACACCACAGCCUCCAGAUGAUUCUGUAUCUGUAAAUUCUGAAACUACUAACUCUGAAACAAAGAUAAACGAAAAGGAAAGUUCAUUUGAUAGCAAUCCAUUCUCGCAUGAAACAGAACUCAGCUGUACUGCGGAGAAGGUAAUCAAUAAUGUACCAGGAAUAGACAUACAAGGAUAUGAAUCCGAUGAAAACAUCCCAAAAGAACAUACGGAAACCUUCAAAGAAGUUUAUGACAUAGAAAAUUCUUCUGACACAGAAGAGGACAAAAAUUUAUGUAAAAAAGAAGAUAAUAAAGAUGCUGAAGACGCGCAAACUUUUAUUAUGAGGUCGUUGGAUGAUAGUGCAAAAAUGUUAGAAACAGAAAAUGUGGAAUCCGAAGUGUCGAAAAAUCUUCCAGAUUCAACAAGUCAUUCAGAUUUAGAUGAUGCAAUACAUACCACACAACAUUAUCUCUCAGAACAAAAGUUAUUAUCAGAAUUAGUGAGUUUAGAACACACGGUGCCAGACGAAACGUUACAGACGCAGCUAGAUUAUUGCGCUAUCAAUCUUGAAAAUAAUGUUCAAAAGUUGGAAAAUCUUAUUGAACCACUGAUCAAUACAGAAAAUCAGUCAAACCAAUCUUCUGAUUGGACAGAUUAUUGUAAAACAGAAAAGGCGAUACUACAAACUGAAAAUCCUGACUGUGAUGUAUACAAAAAUGAUUCCUUCUUUGAAAGUAAAAAACAAGAAGAUAUCGAAAAAUUGUGUGAUGAAGACAAAGACAGCGAUAAAAAUGACUUCAAACCGGACAGUACAACCGAAUUAAUAUCGUCUGACUCGAUGCACAAAUCUAAUUUUAUGGAGGAGGAGCUGCAACACGAAAACCAGAUGUUUGAAGAAUCUGUACCGAUAACAAUACUAACUAAUGAGCCAAUUAAGCAAGAGCAAAUAGAAGAAAAAACUGCGGAAUUUGUAUCGGCUAAUGUUGAUGAGGAGGUAUUAAAGGAAGAAAUUACUUUUGAAACUAUUCUUCCGAAACAGGAAGAGAUUGAAUUGCAAAAGACUGUAGAAGUUCUUGAAGAUAUCGCAACGAUAGACAAGUCGAAAGAAGUUUCGGAAGUCGCGCAAGUAUCAGUGGAAGCCGCUAUCGGUGCAACGGCGGCUACAACGAGCGCGAAACGUCCAACAAAAACUACCAUGACGAAAACAACAACGAAAACAGCAACGAAAUCGCCAACUUCGCCUUCUAAACCUAUCAGUACGAUCAUGCGAACAACUACGACGUCAUUACCAGCAUCACAAUCAACCUUGAAAAAACCUACUACAAGUACCGCGACUCGUCCUAAGCAAUUAGAAGGAUCGACUAAAACGACAGUCUCAAGCACUAGCGGUAAAACCACCAUCACAAAGACAACGGUGAUUCCCAAAAGUACGACAACAGCGACGAGAACCAGCGCUUCUCCACGGUCCGCUACAACGAGACCAAAAACUACCACCACCACCACUACCUUGUCGAAAGUGAGUACUCCAGCAUCGAUCGAGAAGAAGUCAACGGUGAGCGGUGACACGAAAUUGGCCAGUAAACCCGCCACCACGAAACCAGCGAGCACCACUGUUAGAACAACAACCACUAGCACAACCGCAAAGACACUUGUCAAAACGUCAACGGCUACAAAAACAUCAACAUCCAACAUAACGUCAAAACCAAGACCCGUGUCUGCGACUUCAGCUACUAAAUCUACAUCAACAUUAAAGCAAUCUACAACUGGCGUUAACGGUGCAUCGCGACCCAAAACUGCGCCGACUUCUGGUGGCACAACCAAGCCACGUGAAAGUAAAACGAUCACAGCCACUGGGAAGUCGCCGUUGAUUGACAAACAGAGCAAAGAGACAGUCAAUAAGCAAAUUUCUCGUUCUGGAGCAUCGGCGCCUAAGACGAGUGCUAGCUCUUCCGUACCUAUCGGUACAGUUCUUGGCACUGCAAACACACGCAAAAAAAAAGCUCUUCCGUACCUAUCGUCUACGUCAAGAACCUCCACUACUGUGACGAAGCGAAUAUCGAGUGAGGCCAAGGUAUUGCAGAAUGGAAUUUCCAAGGAGGACGCCGUCAUAACAGCAACGAAGCCUGAGGACGACGUACCGCUAAAGGAUGCGUCACCGGUGAAUAUGCCGCUCGAUAAUCAACUGAUCGCCGAUUGA